AUGGCGAAGGGAAAGAGAUUCGACAAGAAGAAUGCGCAGCAUUUCACUCUCGUCCACCGACCGCAAAAUGACCCGCUCAUCCACGACGAAAAUGCGCCUUCCAUGGUGCUCAACCCCGUGCCUCAGAAGGGAGGAUCCUCAAAAGGAAAACACCUGAGCGAUCUUGCAUCAGAGCUUGGCUCAGAUGCCAUGAGCAUACGGGAGAACGAAGGAGAGGCAGCAGAGUACGGCGUUUACUACGACGAUACCCAGUACGAUUACAUGCAGCAUCUCCGCGACCUGAACUCUGGAGGCGGCGAGGCUGUGUGGGUUGAGGCUCCUACGGCUACGACUAAGGACAAGGGCAAGGGCAAGCAGGCGUCGCUCGAAGACGCUUUGCGCCAAAUGGACUUGGAACAUAAGAGCGAGGCUUUGCUGGAUGAAUCGGUCCUUCCCAACAAGAACCUGCAGCGAGCAACCUACCAAAACCAGCAAGAUAUCCCAGACGCCAUUGCUGGCUUCCAGCCCGACAUGGAUCCCCGAUUGCGUGAGGUUCUGGAGGCGUUGGAGGACGAAGCAUACGUGGACGAGGACGACGAUAUUUUCCAAGAGCUCUCCAAGGAUGCGCAUGAGAUCGACCAAUACGAAUUUGAAGAUCAGUUCAACUAUGACGACGAGGACGAGGGUUGGGAGUCGGAUGGCACCGCAAAGCCAAGCAAGGAGUACAAGGACGGAAUGGUGCCGCAGCUGAUUCCUGUUGAAGGUGAGGCGUUGCCAGAGCACCAGAACGAGGACUGGUUGGAAGACUUCAAACAAUUCAAAAAGGAUCAGAAGGGUGGGAAGGCCCCGGAAAAGGCUCCCCCGUCUGAGCUGCAGUCAUCCAUCUGGACCACGACAACAAUGGGUGGUCGGAAAAAGAAAAGAAAGGGAGCUCUUACCAACCCCUCCGCUUACUCUAUGACCUCGUCAUCGAUGGUCAGGACAGAGCAGCUCACUCUCUUGGAUGCCAGGUUCGACAAGAUUGAGGAGGAGUACACAAGCGAAAUGGGCGAUGACAUGGCCUCCGUCUCAGAGGUCUCAACGGCGACCAGUGUGACAGGGCCUACACGAGGCGACUUUGAUAGCAUCAUGGAUGACUUUUUGGGAAGCUACACGAAACCCGGAAAGCGCACAAACAAGAAGACCAGGCCUCAGACGGGUCUCGAGCAGCUUGACGAAAUCAGGAAGGGACUGGGUCCGGCUCGCCUGCGGCCCAAGGAUUACAGGGUCUAG
Colletotrichum graminicola M1.001 is the source of this 1251-nucleotide messenger RNA. Its product is annotated as low temperature viability protein. Gene Ontology annotation, biological process: ribosomal small subunit biogenesis; ribosomal small subunit export from nucleus. Gene Ontology annotation, cellular component: nucleus; preribosome, small subunit precursor; cytosol. The transcript is spliced from 2 exons. The record is from RefSeq and is a predicted model, not a curated record. The coding region runs from base 1 to 1251 and encodes 416 amino acids. NCBI's taxonomy places the organism in Eukaryota, Fungi, Ascomycota, Sordariomycetes, Glomerellales, Glomerellaceae.